Nannospalax galili (Upper Galilee mountains blind mole rat) is the source of this 1651-nucleotide messenger RNA. It is a transcript of the gene P2rx2, whose product is annotated as purinergic receptor P2X 2. The transcript is spliced from 11 exons. Gene Ontology annotation, cellular component: nuclear inner membrane; plasma membrane. The record is from RefSeq and is a predicted model, not a curated record. Gene Ontology annotation, biological process: response to ATP; monoatomic cation transmembrane transport. The coding region runs from base 69 to 1562 and encodes 497 amino acids. Gene Ontology annotation, molecular function: purinergic nucleotide receptor activity; extracellularly ATP-gated monoatomic cation channel activity; ATP binding. NCBI's taxonomy places the organism in Eukaryota, Metazoa, Chordata, Mammalia, Rodentia, Spalacidae.
ACCCCCGCCUGUGCAGCACCUCGCGGGCGCAGGGCUCCGGAGACUCCGGCAGACCGUGUACGUGGACCAUGGCCUCGGUGCAGCCCCGGCUCCCAGAGCGGGUGGCCACGGCUCGGAGCCUGGCCCGGGGCUGCUGGUCCGCGUUCUUGGACUACGAGACGCCCAAGGUGAUCGUGGUGCGAAAUCGGCGCCUGGGAGUCGUGUACCGCGCAGUGCAGCUGCUCAUCCUGCUUUACUUCGUGUGGGUUGCCUCGGGAGCCCGCGCCGCCCUGUCCCGCAGGUACGUGUUUAUCGUGCAGAAAAGCUACCAGGACAGCGAGACAGGUCCGGAGAGUUCCAUCAUCACCAAAGUCAAGGGGAUCACCGUGUCGGAGCACAAAGUAUGGGAUGUGGAGGAAUACGUGAAACCCCCUGAGGGGGGCAGUGUGUUCAGCAUCAUCACCAGGAUCGAGGUCACGCCUUCCCAGACCCUGGGAACAUGCCCAGAGAGUAUGAAGAUUCACAAUUCCACCUGCCAUUCAGAUGACGACUGCGUGGCUGGAGAGCUGGAUAUGCUGGGCAGUGGGCUUCGGACAGGGCGCUGUGUGCCCUAUUACCAUGGGGACUCCAAGACCUGUGAGGUGUCAGCCUGGUGUCCUGUGGAGGAUGGAUCUUCUGUCAGCCAGUUUCUGGGUAAAAUGGCCCCAAAUUUCACCAUCCUUAUCAAGAACAGCAUCCACUACCCCAAGUUCAAGUUCUCCAAGGGCAACAUUGCGAGCCAGAAGAAUGACUAUCUGAAGCACUGCACAUUUGAUCAGGAUUCUGACCCAUACUGUCCCAUCUUCAGGCUGGGCUUCAUUGUAGAGCAGGCGGGGGAGAACUUUACAGAGCUGGCACACAAGGGUGGUGUCAUUGGGGUCAUCAUCAAUUGGGACUGUGACCUGGACUUGUCUGAAUCAGAGUGCAACCCCAAGUAUUCUUUCCGGAGGCUUGACCCUAAGCAUGCUGCGGCCUCCUCAGGCUACAACUUCAGGUUUGCCAAGUAUUACAAGAUAAAUGGCACUACGACCACUCGCACACUUAUAAAAGCCUAUGGGAUCCGAAUAGAUGUUAUUGUGCACGGACAGGCAGGGAAGUUCAGUCUCAUUCCCACCAUCAUUAAUCUGGCCACUGCUCUGACUUCCAUUGGUGUGGGAUCCUUCCUGUGUGACUGGAUCUUGCUAACAUUCAUGAACAAAAACAAAGUCUACAGCCAUAAGAAAUUUGACAAGGUGUGUACUCCAAGGCACCCCUCAAGCAGCUGGCCUGUGACCCUUGCCCUUGUCUUGGGCCAGGCCCCUCCCCCACCUAGUCACUACUCCCAGGACCAGCCACCCAGCCCACCAUCUGGCAGAGGGCUGACCUCAGGACAAGGGGCAGAUCAACCCCUGGCUGUCCAGCCCCCGUGGCCUUGCCCCAUCUCUGUCCCACCUGAGCAGAUGGUGGACACUUUCAAUCAGCAUAUAAGAGAAAGGCUUCCUGUUCCUGAGCCUUCCCAACAGGACUUCUUACCCACGAACCCUAAAGGUCUGGCCCAACUCUGACCUCAUCCUCACUAAGCUACAGACCCAGACGGGCUCAGUGACAGAGGUUCCUCCACCUCACUCCCAAACCCCUCAUAGAACCCCUUAUC